This is a messenger RNA of Brassica rapa (field mustard), 1294 nucleotides long. RefSeq names its product classical arabinogalactan protein 3. NCBI's taxonomy places the organism in Eukaryota, Viridiplantae, Streptophyta, Magnoliopsida, Brassicales, Brassicaceae. The record is from RefSeq and is a predicted model, not a curated record.
AUAAUAUAAACGUCAUAAUCAUUCACAGAUAUUAAUAAGUUGCCUGUCUGCCUCAUCGUAACCUUAGUGGGAACCAAGUAUAUUGCGCGUGGUCUUGACUCUUAACAUAAUUAAACAUUUAUAAGUUAGAUAUUUCAAGUAUAUCAGUUGGCAAGAAGUACGUCAUUUUCUUAAUUCCAUGUAACUUGUCUAUUUAGACUGCUAAAAAGAAAAUUUUGACAUCUUUUACGCCGUCAAACAUCAGGGUCCAUGGUAAAUGUGACAAACUCGAUAAGCAAAAUCAUUAUGAAUGAAGCUGCAUUGACACGAUAAACCAGGAAGUGUUGUUACAAACUGUCAACAAUAGCUAUUUAGCAAUUUUAAAUCUUGCACAUUGUUAUCUACAACUCUUUAACAUAUUCAUAUUAUAUGCUACCGUUUGGUGAUCCCCCUUGUAGACGAUUCUUCGAGAGACUUGGUAAAGACUACUGGUUUUGAUAUUCCAAAUCAAUAAAUAAAUAACUAAGAGCUGUAUAUCCAUGUAUGUGCUUGCAUGAUUAAAAUGUCCAGAAAUUAAAAUAAUCAUUCCAAAAUUAGCUCUAUAUAUCAAAACCCUUUCCUCGUUUCUCCACCACCAACGAAGACAAGAGCCUGCUCAAUUUCUCUAUUGUUUUUUUCCGACAGCCAAAAAGAAAGUUAAAAGAGAGACCAAUGGCAGCUCUUAAGACAUUGCAAGCUAUGAUCUUUCUUGGUCUAUUGGCCACGUCCUGUAUCGCUCAAGCUCCUGCUCCAGCACCCAUCAUGCCUCUCCCACCGGUAGAGUCUCCUUCUCCCAUUAUUACACCAACCGCUGAGCCACCAUCUCCGGUACCGGUUGCUUCACCACCGGUUAUGGUUACCGAGCCAACUCCAGCUCCGGCGACUCCUCCCACCGUCUCAUCACCAACAAAGUCUCCUAAAACUUCCCCUGUCGCUUCUCCCCCCAAACCAGAAGGUAUGGCUCCAAGCCCAUCAGUCCCAGAACCAACACCAACACCAGCUCCGGCUCCUGAAGGACCAAUUGCUGACUCAGCAUUUACUAACAAAGCUUUCCUUGUGAGCACCGCCAUUGCCGGAGCCUUGUACGCCGUCGUUUUGGCUUAAGAUAGCCUUGAGUAAAUUACACUCUCUCUCUCUUUCUCUCUCUCUCCUCUGUUCUUUCUUAUCAUGAUUGGUUUGACGGAUCUCUCUGUUUUCUAUUUUUCUCUAAAUACAUUUUGUGCUCACUUCCACUUUGUUGAUGUUUCUUUUUUUCUCGUCUUUUGAUUCUUUUUAA